Messenger RNA from Erythranthe guttata (spotted monkey flower), 1307 nucleotides. RefSeq names its product ABC transporter I family member 20. Gene Ontology annotation, molecular function: ATP binding; ATP hydrolysis activity. The record is from RefSeq and is a predicted model, not a curated record. NCBI's taxonomy places the organism in Eukaryota, Viridiplantae, Streptophyta, Magnoliopsida, Lamiales, Phrymaceae.
CAAACUUCCCUUUACAAAAGCUCGCUCUCUCUCACAUUCAAAUCUCAACGAGAAAAACACGCAUUCGCAAUUAUGGCGGAAAUCAGCAGCAAACCCCAACCGACGGUGGCGAUCAACAAGCUGAAAUUCACCUACCCUGGAAUCGACGGCCAUCCUCCGCCGGGCUCCGCCCCUUUGAUCGAAGAUUUCUCCCUCUCUCUCUUCCCCGGAGAUCGCUGCCUCUUCGUCGGAUCCAACGGCGCUGGGAAAACGACGAUAUUGAAGAUAAUAGGAGGGAAGCACAUGGUGGAUCCAGAUAUGGUGAGGGUGUUGGGCCGAUCCGCUUUUCACGACACCGCUUUGAUCUCCUCCGGCGAUCUCUCUUAUCUUGGCGGCGAGUGGAGACGUGAAGUUGCGUUUGCUGGAUUUGAGAUUCCAAUUCAGAUGGAUGUUUCUGCUGAGAAAAUGAUAUACGGCGUGACAGGUGUCCUUCCUCAGAGACGGGAUGAACUAAUUAAGGUUUUAGAUGUUGACCUCUCGUGGAGAAUGCAUAAAGUAUCUGACGGCCAAAGAAGACGAGUUCAAAUUUGUAUGGGCCUUCUAAAGCCGUUCAAGGUUCUCUUGCUCGACGAGAUCACAGUUGACUUAGAUGUUCUCGCUAGGGCUGACCUUCUAAGGUUUCUUAAGAAGGAAUGCGAAGAACGAGGCUCUACAAUUAUUUACGCUACACAUAUUUUUGAUGGACUUGAGAAUUGGCCAUCUCAUAUUGUUUAUGUGGCUCAUGGGAAGUUGCAACUAGCGAAGCCGAUGAAUGAAAUCAAGGAGGCUAGCAAUUUGUCAUUGAUGAGAACUGUGGAGAGUUGGCUGAGGAAAGAGAGAGACGAGGAUCGGAAAAUAAGGAAAGAGAGGAAAGCAAACGGUCUUCCAGAACAUGAGAAACGGGUCGACGGGAGUCGUGUGACGGGUGGGCCAGCCCGUGUGAUAAACAAUGGAUGGGCUGCUGGCAGAUUGAAUUCAACCAUUGCUGGUGAAGAAAAUUUUGUCUUGAGCUCUAAUAGGGUUCUCCGGUAAAAUUCACACUAAUAUCGAAAGAGAAUUUUUCAUCUCUUUGCACCUUUUUUUUUUUUUUUUUUCUGUAACCAAUAUGGCCUUAUAUUGGAAUAUUACAAAAGCUAGAUUGCUUUUUGUUGUGUGCUAAGUUGAAUUUUAGUUUUAAUUUUGUUUUAAUUUUUAUGUAUUCAUUGCAUUUGUUUACAUGCUUUGUAUAGCAUGUUGAUGUACUAUUUCUUAUUUAUUAAAGAGGAAACAAAACAAGGUUUACAUUUUUA